AUGUGGCGCUUUUCAUCUUCUUCGUGCCCUACAUGUAUCCUCUUCGAAGUGCCGAGUAAUAUCAGUAUCAAGCGGAUCGCGCCUAGUACUUGGAUCUCUCUGAUCAUGACGCUUUGGGGUAUUGCGACGGUUGGGCAAGGUUUGAUCCGUAAUAAUGCUGGAUUGCAGGCGAUGCGGUUCCUGCUUGGACUCUUUGAGGCUGGGUUCUCGCCGGGGUGUGUUUACUUGAUCAGUAUGUAUUACAAGAGGUACGAGUUGCAGUGGCGGCUUAGUAUCUUCUACACUGGCUCUUUCAUCGCUGGUGCGUCUAGUGGGUUGUUGGCUUAUGCUAUUGCGAAGAUGGAUGGGGUGGGAGGGUAUGGUGAUUGGAGAUGGAUCUUCAUCAUCGAGGGACUCGCUACGACUAUCGUUGGGAUCGCGUGUAAAUGGUUCGUCCCAGACUGGCCUGAGACUGUCACAUGGCUCCACCGCGAGGAGAAGGAACUACUCACAGCCAGACUCGCUGCCGAUGUAGCGGAGGCGAGGAUGGAUCGGCUGGAUAAACGGGCUGUUAAGAGGAUCUUUAGCGACUGGAAGAUCUGUCUUGGCAUGCUGAUGUAUUUGGGUGUUGUCGAUACUGAUGUCUGCAAGCCAGUCUCAUGA
This is a messenger RNA of Fulvia fulva, 642 nucleotides long. RefSeq names its product MFS transporter prlL. Lineage: Eukaryota; Fungi; Ascomycota; Dothideomycetes; Mycosphaerellales; Mycosphaerellaceae. The record is from RefSeq and is a predicted model, not a curated record. The coding region runs from base 1 to 642 and encodes 213 amino acids. The transcript has 2 exons. Gene Ontology annotation, biological process: transmembrane transport. Gene Ontology annotation, molecular function: transmembrane transporter activity. Gene Ontology annotation, cellular component: membrane.